AUGAAAACUUUCAAUACUUUGUUUAUCAUGGAGAGUUCAUCUCCUCCCCUAGCCACUAUGCGGCGCGCAAUUACCGAAAAGGAUGACGGCAAGCCACAGCUUGUUGAUAUUCCCAUGCCACGUCUAGGACCCGAUCAAGUCCAUAUCAAGCCUGUGGCCAUGGGUCUCAACCCCAGCGAUUUCAAGAUGGGUACAGCAUUUCCCCGCCCCGGAGCCGUCAUCGGACAAGACAUGGCCGGCACCAUUAUUGCGGCUGGUGAGAAUGCCCCCUUCACCCCGGGAGACCUCGUAUGGGGAGGUGCCUCAGGGUGCAUCUCGUCGAACCCAGAGUACGGUUCCUUCUCCACGCAUGUUUGUGCCCCCGCGUUGCUUGUGCGGCGUCUCGAUCCCCAGAUUGAUCCCGUCGAAGCCUCCACGUUGUCAACCGCACUUGCUACCAGCGCCUUGGCCUUUUGGACCCCCGACGCCCUUGAUCUGACGCCCAUCACGCCGGAGAAUCCGUCAAAGGACCCUUUCAAGGUUCUCGUGUACGGCGGCAGCACGGCCAGUGGAACCAUCGCCAUCCAACUUCUCCGGUUGUGCGGCCUUGACCCCAUAGCGACCUGUUCGCCGCACAACUUUGAUCUCGUCCGAUCUUAUGGGGCCAGCGCCAUAUUUGACUAUGCCGAUCCCGCCACGCCCGCCGCGAUCAAGGCACAUACCGGAGGACAGCUCAAACAUGUCCUGGAUUGCAUCUCUGAUGCCCACAGUGUGGAGACGUGCUUCAGUGCCAUGGCGCGUGUCGGUGGUCGGUACGUGAGCCUCGAGGUUGUACCGGAAGAGCUACUGGCGCGACGACGUGCCGUUCGUGCCUGUUUUGUGUCGGCGUACGGAAUCGCAGGGGACGCGAUGGAUCUGCCAGGCGCCUACGGUAUGGAAGCCGAUCCGUCCAAGCGGGAGAUGGGGAAAUGGGCGUUUGACAUGUUCGAACGACUUGUCAAUACGCGGAAGAUCCGUACCCAUCCCGUCGAGCGGUUAGAGGGCGGACUGGCCGCUAUUAUUCCAGGCUUAGCGAAGCUGCAGUCUGGUAGCGUGAGUGGGAAAAAGCUGGUCGCUAUCAUGUAA
Clonostachys rhizophaga is the source of this 1104-nucleotide messenger RNA. The record is from the annotation of a GenBank genome assembly. NCBI's taxonomy places the organism in Eukaryota, Fungi, Ascomycota, Sordariomycetes, Hypocreales, Bionectriaceae.